AUGAACGACGACGCAGAUCAUCAUGAAUCUGAGGUUCCCGAGAUGCUAGAGACACAGCAAGAGACCCAAGAAGAGACCCAGUCAACGCAACCCGCAUCACAACGGGAAGGGACCAUGGACGCUCAUCUCUGGGGCUACCUUCAGCCAUGUAACGCGGCGUUGACUCGGAUGGAUUUUUGGAAGAUACGUCCGAAAUACACGAUUGGCAGAAACCAUGACGGGAACGAGAUAAUCCUGCCUGGCUUCAAAAUCAGCAACUAUCAUUGUGUGAUUAUGUGGGAUGGGAAGGAGGAUCGGACGUCGUGCGUGACUGUACAGGAUCUGUCGAGCAAUGGCACCUUCAUCAACGGGGUCAAGAUCGGCCGGGGCAACACCAAAAUCCUGCGCGAAGGAAGCGAGCUUGCGUUCGGAACCUCUACCCCUCAGAUUGUGAACGGGGGCAUUGAAGAUUAUCGCUUCGUGUAUCGCCACCUCGCGGCUGGACCGCCAACGGAAGGCCUUUACAAGUAUUACGACCUGUGCAAUGAACUCGGCAAGGGCUCCUUCGCCACCGUGAUGAAAGCCGUUCAUCUCGCUACCGGAGAGUGGGUCGCCAUCAAGAUGAUCCAAGACAAGAAGGCGAACGCCGCCGGGACGAAUGCGAACGCUGAUGGGAAUGGAACAACCAAGCACCAAGCCUUCAUGCGCGAAAUCAGUAUUAUGGAACACCUCAAGCACCCGAAUAUCUGCGAGCUCAAGGAGGUAUAUAUACAGCCGAACGGAGAUAUUAAUCUCGUGUUGGAACUCGUCGAAGGAGGAGAUCUCCUAGAUUACAUAUUGACUCGCCAUGGCUUAGGCUCAUUCAAACCCACAGUGGAGGACGAUGCGAAGCACAUAACCUAUCAAAUAUGCGAUGCGCUUGCUUACAUCCAUUCGCUUGGAGUCGCUCAUCGUGACUUAAAACCUGAGAACAUCCUUCUCACCAGCGACAAGCCUCCUCGUGUAAAGGUUGCUGACUUUGGGUUGGCCAAAGUAGUGGAUAGUCUUACUAUGCUCCGGACGAUGUGUGGUACUCCCAGCUAUCUUGCACCCGAGGUCGUGAGGCAGCAGAACGCAGAAGGCUAUGACAACCUUGUCGACAGUUGGAGCGUCGGCGUCAUCGUUUUCUCUAUGCUCACGAAUGCCGGUCCUUUCAUCGAAGAUGAGAAUCAGCGGGACAUCCGUAUGCGGAUCAUCGAACGCCAAAUUGACUGGGACACUCUUCAUAACUCUAAUGUUAGCCAGGAAGCUCAAUCUUUCAUCCGCUCUCUCCUUGUUGACGACCCGCGUCGUCGUAUGACUCUCACCGACGCCCUGCACCAUCCCUGGCUCGCAAGCUACACGCCCGUCUAUACACCUUCCCCUUAUCUCCAACAGCACCCUAGUACGGGCAGUUCCAUCCCUAGCGACGACUUUUCCAUGCUCUCCGACAUCCUCGAAGGAGAUGAACCCGGGUCUUCGAACAAUAUUGUGGAUAUCAAACGUGAAGGCUCGCGCUCGCAGCCACUGCAGCGCAGGGCUCGAGUACUGGAGGAUGCCGCCGAAGGCAAAGGAGAAAUCCUCCAACCCUCGCAGGAAAUGAUCAACGCCGUCCUUCUACUAGAGCCGGCGAACGCUGCGCAGAAGAUUGAUCGCAAGCGCGCUCUGGACGAGGACGCGGAGAUGGAGAGUGCCGCUGAAGAGGAUGUUGUGAACAGCAGGAAGAAGGGCAAGGGCGUGAUCGAUGACGUCGCAUCGCCAAGGGCAAAGGGGAGGGGGAGGGGGAAAGCCAAUGGUGGCGUCAGCAAAGUCAAGGGAGGUACUGGGAGGACGAAGGUAUCGGUCCCUGCUGUUGCGGAUGUAAGUGAGGAUGACGGAUCUCCGGCUACACGCUUACGACGGUCGUCUCGACACAGCCAACCCACUCCUCAGAAGCUUCCUAGGUUCAACUGA
This is a messenger RNA of Pleurotus ostreatus (oyster mushroom), 1950 nucleotides long. RefSeq lists its product as uncharacterized. Gene Ontology annotation, molecular function: ATP binding; protein kinase activity; protein binding. Gene Ontology annotation, biological process: protein phosphorylation. The record is from RefSeq and is a predicted model, not a curated record. The transcript is spliced from 10 exons. The coding region runs from base 1 to 1950 and encodes 649 amino acids. Lineage: Eukaryota; Fungi; Basidiomycota; Agaricomycetes; Agaricales; Pleurotaceae.